Molecule: messenger RNA, 468 nt
Organism: Penicillium robsamsonii
Lineage: Eukaryota; Fungi; Ascomycota; Eurotiomycetes; Eurotiales; Aspergillaceae
Product: SDR family NAD(P)-dependent oxidoreductase
Exons: 1
Coding region: 1-468 (155 amino acids)
Source: RefSeq, a predicted model, not a curated record
AUGACCGACGUCAAGCUCAACCAGGCUCUUUUCUCCCAAUCCGCCGGUAAAACAGUCCUGAUAACCGGUGCAGCGCGGGGGAUCGGGGCCGCAACCGCAAUCCUAUUCAACUCCCACGGUGCCAAUGUCGUUCUCGCUGACCUCCCUCCUCUACGAGCCAGCGCCGAGGAAGUCAUUCAGAGGCAGAUGAAAUUCCCAAACCGUGCAAUAUCCGUAUCUGCCAAUAUCGUCAACUGGACAGAACUAACAGCAUGCUUCGAAGAGGCGAUCACCACCUUCGGAAAGGUCGACAUUGUCAUAGCUAACGCGGGUAUUAUGGAGUCCGAGUCUGUCUUAGACAUGGACAACGUGGAUGAGAACGGACGCCUUCUCGAGAGUGUGGAAGCGGGGAAGGUUAUUGAUGUUAAUCUAAAGGGAACAUUGAACAGUGAAGUUUCCCAUCAUCUUCAAUCUUCAAUCUCCAUUUAA